UGAUCCAUGAACAUCUCGUCAACUUAACGUUGAUGUUGUGGGUUCGGUGCAGAGAUGUCAGCGCUGCUCUGCCUCGCAGCAGGAGCCGUGUGUCUAUAUGUGCUGUUGUACUACGCUGUGUUCAGAGGAGCGAGCUGCUCCAGCUCAGUGAGGCUCAGGGGGAAGACCGCCAUUGUUACAGGAAGCAACACUGGCAUUGGCAAGGCCACAGCUCUGGAUCUGGCAAAGAGAGGAGCCCGGGUAAUCCUGGCCUGCCGUGACAAGGAGAAAGCUGAGGCUGCAGCUUUUGACAUCCGCAGAGAGAGUGGGAACACUCAGGUGGUGUUCAUGCAGUUGGAUCUGUCCAGUUUCAAGUCUGUUCGCAACUUUGCUGAAAACUUCCUGAAGAAUGAGCCCAGACUGGACAUCUUGAUCAACAACGCAGGUGUAAUGAGUCCAGGACGUACCAAGGAGGGCUUCGGCAUGGCGUUUGGGGUAAACCACCUGGGUCACUUCCUGCUCACCAACCUGCUGCUGGAGCGACUGCAGCAGUGCGGUCCUAGUCGAGUGGUCACUGUGUCUGGACUCCUGCAGCGCUUUGGCAACAUUGACUUCCCUCUGCUGGCUUCCAACAAGGAUUUAGUGACUGAUCAGUCUACCUGGCACAACUUUCAAGCCUACUGCAACAGCAAGCUGUGUAAUGUGCUCUUCACCAGGGAGCUGGCCAACAGGCUGGAGGGCACCAGUGUCACCUGCUACAGCCUCCACCCAGGAGUCAUCUACACAGAUCUGUGUCGCAGUAUGAGCCUGUGGCUGCAGCUCCUCAUGAUACCCUUUGCCAAGCUGUUCUUCCUGGACCCUGAGGGGGGUUCCCAGACCACCCUAUACUGUGCCCUGCAGGAGGGCAUCGAACCUCUUAGCGGACGCUACUUCUCAAACUGUGCACUGCAACAAGUGGGAGCCAAAGGACGGGAUGAUGCCGUGGCAAAGAAGCUGUGGGAAGUGAGUGAGAGGUUAACCAGUUUAUCAUAACAGACUGAACCUUAAUCCAGAACCUCAGAGGACUGCAUGAGUGCUUCAUGCCUUAUCAAGGACUUCAACAAAAGACCUGCAGAGUUGAUGUCUUAUUGUUGUUCUCUGAAUCUUUAAGGACUGCUUUGUUACCGUGUCAUACACGUAUGAGGUGAAGGGUGUUAUGAGCAUUCAGCAGUGCAAUGUUUUGAUAUUUUUAAAUGCUUACAAUGGUGGGGCUUUUAAAAGGAGACAGCACAACAGAGACAAAAGAGGCAAAGCUAACAGCACUCCAAACCCCAAAAGACCUCCAUGUGGAUUUGCUCUCUGGCCUCGUAAAGUUAGCAGACUUGACGCUAGAAUCGCACUAAUUGAAGAAAUGCACAGGGAAUUCCAGGCACUGCACUAAAGCCUAGAAUCAGGACCAAAUGCACAGACAAACACAGUGAAAACAAAUCCACCACAGCACUCUGUUAACACUAUUACCAUCCCUAUUACCUGUGUUGUCUCUGAAAACAAAACCAUGAAAGAAGCUAUUCAAGAUUUACAAGCAAGCAGCACGAGAGACAGUUUCUUUUUUUUCACUGGAACUCCUGAACAAACCUCAGAUGUCCCUGAAAAAGGAUUCAUGACCUCAAACUACCUGCAGACAAUGUACGCCAACAACUCACCCAUGACCAAUCAGUGCAAAAUUUGAGCACUACAAACAAAAUCACACACACCAUCAUUAAGUCAGCUGACAUCACCUUGUUCUUUGACUUAACUUUUGUUAACUUCUGUAUUUCUUGUUUUGUUUCUUCGUGUUUAAGUUCUACCAUGAAUGAAUGAACACAUUUUCUCUGGUUUUCUGUGGACUGAGUCGCCUUUCAUACCUGUAUUAAUAAAGUUUGUUCUCUCCGAGUCAGUACAAAUUGAGUUAUGACAGAACAGAUAAAUAUCACUACAGAUUUGACUGCUUUAUGAUCUGUGACAUUGCUUCAUGUUUCUAUCUAUUUGAAAAUGUUUGGCAGUUUUCCACUAAUGGACUAGGGCAGAUUUUAUCAAUGGAAGCCUGAUUACUAUCAGUCACAAAUUCCAGCCAUUUAAAACAAACUUAAACUCAAAAUAUCAGAGUGCUCAAAAAUGAUAUAACUUCAUCAAAAUGAAUGCAGAAAUCAGUUUGUUAUACAGAACUGACUGUGCAGGAUGACUGAUUAUUAAUUGUAGCAGGUAAAAUUUGAAAUAAAAGACAAAAUGCAAAGAUA
This is a messenger RNA of Larimichthys crocea (large yellow croaker), 2234 nucleotides long. Its product is annotated as dehydrogenase/reductase SDR family member 13. The transcript is spliced from 5 exons. NCBI's taxonomy places the organism in Eukaryota, Metazoa, Chordata, Actinopteri, Sciaenidae. Bases 55 to 1011 code for a protein of 318 amino acids. The record is from RefSeq and is a predicted model, not a curated record.